Molecule: messenger RNA, 2811 nt
Organism: Quercus robur (English oak)
Lineage: Eukaryota; Viridiplantae; Streptophyta; Magnoliopsida; Fagales; Fagaceae
Product: disease resistance protein RPM1-like
Exons: 1
Coding region: 1-2811 (936 amino acids)
Biological process (GO): defense response to other organism
Molecular function (GO): ADP binding
Source: RefSeq, a predicted model, not a curated record
AUGGCAGAAAGUGCUGUUAGCCUAGUUAUAGAGAAUUUGGUCCCGUUGUUAGUCCAGAAAGCAAAAUUGUUGAAAGGUAUCCAUGAUGAAGUUGAAAGCAUCAGAGGUGAAUUAGAGUUCAUUCGAUCAUUCCUCAAGGAUGCAGAUGCAAGGGCCGAGAAAGAAGAUAUGAACAAUGUUGCAAAAACAUGGGUGAAACUAGUAAGGGAAAAAGCUUAUCACAUAGAAGAUGCCAUUGAUAAAUACAUACUUCAUUUUGCAAAAAAAUCUCACGAGCGAAGGCAAUACUUACAUUUCCUCCAGAAGGUUUUUCACUUUACCAUAAACCUAAAACCACGGCAUGUGAUAGCCUCUAAUAUUCAAGUUAUCAACAAGAAACUUGAGGACAUAAGAAAGAGGGGCGAAAGAUAUGGCUUUAGUGCAAUAGAGCAGGGAAGAUCCAGCAACACUGGAAGUGUUAGAUGGCAUGACCCUCGAGUGGCAUCCCUUUUCAUUAAGGAAGCAGAGGUUGUGGGAAUUGAGUCUCCUAGAGCCAAAUUGAUAAAGUGGUUGGUAGAAGGACCAUCUAAACGCAAGGUGUUUUCAGUUGUUGGCAUUGGUGGCCUUGGCAAGACCACUCUUGUCAAGAAAGUGUUUGACAAUGAGAAGGUAGCAACACAUUUUGAUUGCCAUGCUUGGAUUAAUGUAUCUCAAUCAUACAAGAUGGAAAGCCUAUUGAGGGACACGAUAAAGCAACUCUAUAAGGCAAGGAAGGAGUUUGCACCCUAUGAAAUUGACACAAUGAAAGAGACAUCACUAAUGGAGGAAUUAAGUAAAUAUUUACGUGAACUUAGGUAUUUAGUAGUUUUUGAUGAUUUAUGGGAUGUAGAAUUUUGGGGACAUAUAAAAUUUGCUUUCCCAGGGAAUGAAAAAGGCAAUAGAAUUGUAAUCACAAGUCGAAAUGAGGAUGUUGCUCCUUCUAGAAAUGAAUCUCCAAAUAAUUGUGUGUAUAAUCUGCCCCCUCUACCUUUUGAAAUAGCCUUGGAUCUAUUUUGCAGAAAGGUGUUCCAAUGUGAAGGAGGAAAAUGUCCUUCUGAUUUUGUUGAGUUGUCUUGUGGCAUAGUUGAGAGAUGUGGAGGUUUGCCCCUAGCAAUUGUUGCAAUAGGUGGUUUUUUGUCAAUCAAAGACAAGGUUGUCUCUGAGUGGCGGAAAUUACAUGAUAGUCUUAGUUCAGAGUUAGAAAGUAAUUCACGUCUAAGAAGUAUCCCCAAAAUUCUCUCUCUUAGUUAUCAUGAUCUACCUUACAACCUCAAAGCAUGUUUUCUAUAUUUUGGCAUGUUUCCUGAGGAUCACUCAAUUAAUUGUUCAAGACUAAUUCGACUUUGGAUAGCUGAGGGCUUUGUAAAAGAAAGGCAAGGAACAACAUUGGAAGAAGUUGCACAAGACUACUUGAACCAACUUAUUAAUAGAAGCUUGGUUCAAUUAACACAAAAGGAUUUUGUUGGUAAAACUAGAAGUUGUCGAGUUCACGAUAUGAUUCGUGAGGUCAUUCUUUCAAGGUCAGAGGAAUUGAAUUUCCGUUCGGUCUCAGUGCAAAACUGCUCAAAUUGUAAGAGAAUCGCUCGGCGCCUCUCAAUUCAGAACAAUGUAAAUACUCCUUUAGAAAGUAUUACUAGUUCCCAAACUCGUUCUAUUCUUAUUUUUGGGGUAGACGAAAUGCCUUCUUUUUUUAGUACAUUUUUUGCAAACUUCAAACUAAUGAAAGUAAUGGAUUGUGAAGGUGCUCCUAUAGAUUACAUUCCUAAAGAAGUAGGUAAUCUAUUCCUUCUAAGAUACUUAAGCCUAAGAGACACAAAAGUACAUAAACUUCCAAAGUCGAUAGGUAAACUCCACAACCUAGAGACUUUGGAUUUGAAGCGUUCCUUUGUGUCUGAGCUACCAGUGGAGAUCAAUGGGCUACAUAAGCUACGAUAUCUUGCGGCAUACUUUGAAAGCCACGAUAUUGAAGACAAUAUUGAUUUUCGACGAGCGAUAAAGAUACAAAGUGGCAUUGCGUGUUUACAGUCCUUACAAAAGCUUUUUAAAAUUGAAGCCAACAACGAUGCCCUUAUUGAAGAAUUGGGCAGUUUGGGCCAAUUGAGAAAGUUGCAAAUAUGUAAACUAAACAGAGAAAAUGGGACGGCUUUGUGCACUGCAUUGGAGAAAAUGAGCCACCUUCAGUCUUUGAAAAUUAGUGCAACAGUUGAAGAAGAAGUUCUUGAGUUACAAUCAAUGUCUUCGCCUCCGCCAUGCCUACAAACUCUCAUCCUAUCUGGGCGAAUAGAAAAGUUGCCAGAAUGGAUUCCUAAACUCAAGAGUAUAGUUAGAAUUGGUUUAGACUGGUCAAGAUUAAUGGAUGAUCCAUUAAAGGUCCUUCAAACUUUAUCUAAUUUGAUGGAUCUUUUGCUUUAUGAUGGAUACGGAGGUGAGCAAUUACAUAUUGAGGGAGGAGGCUUCCAAAAACUCAAGUUUCUGGGGCUUCGAAAUUUGGGAGGAUUGAAUAUGUUGAUAAUAGACGAAGAUGCCUUGCCUCUUCUUGAAGUUCUUGAAAUUGGACCUUCCCCACAGCUUAAGAAGGUGCCCACUGGCAUCCAACAUUUAAAAAGCCUAAAAAAACUGCAAUUUUUUGAAAUGCCGAUUGAAUUCGUGCUUAGUAUGCAGCCAGCUGAAGGCCCUGAGUUUUGGAAAGUCAAGCAUAUUCCCUCUGUUCAUUUUUGGAAUAGGAUUCAAGGGGAACACUACAAAAUCCACAAACUCGGUGAUCCCGAGUUAUUGGAGCUUUUGCAAAGGUAA